Molecule: messenger RNA, 2505 nt
Organism: Mycetomoellerius zeteki
Lineage: Eukaryota; Metazoa; Arthropoda; Insecta; Hymenoptera; Formicidae
Product: neprilysin-11-like
Exons: 16
Coding region: 1-2421 (806 amino acids)
Biological process (GO): protein processing
Cellular component (GO): plasma membrane
Molecular function (GO): metalloendopeptidase activity
Source: RefSeq, a predicted model, not a curated record
AUGACAUACAACAAGAACCAAUGGGAAAAUGUGAACGUAUGGACAUUCGACGUUAUCUGUCUGGCUCGACUCGGUGUUCAGUGUCGUCAGUUCAACCCUAUCAGUGAAUCAUUCAGCAUGAACAACGAGAGCAAGGAUGAAGGGUCCGUUUACUUGGUCGGAAGCCAAAAUCAUCUGGUAGCGAUCAGCUCCAGGAAAACUUUAAAUAUAUGGAAUUACUGCCCUGGCAACAAUUAUUUAUUCUUCUUUGUCCACUUAGCUGCUAGUUUGAAGGAAUCUAUGAACGAGUCUGUAGAUCCUUGCGACGAUUUUUAUCAAUACGCGUGCGGUAGAUGGUCGCAGGAGCAUCCUAUUUCGGAUUACAGCUCGAUGAAUGACUGGUUUAUCGAGCGCAAUAAUCGCAUGAACAGAAAGAUCAGAGAUCUACUAAAAGUCAAUAUGUCUGCAAGUGAGAUGCCAUGGGCAGUGAUGCAGGCCAAGACUCUGUUUAUGAGCUGUAUGCACGAGUAUACCAUGAAUGAAUUCGAUUUGACUCCACUGUUCGAUCUGUUGGAAUUAUUAAAUUUACCUAUGAUACCGUUUGUUACUAAUAAAACGACUAAUUAUGUCGAACAACUUGCAAGCGUAAAGAGAAUUUUGGGCUUUAACAUUUUCUUUAGCUUUGAAGUUAUACCCGAUCCAAAGAAUAAGAGUAAGAACGUAUUAUAUUUCUAUGAUCCGAUUCGUUCCAAUCCUUUUCUCGCCGAUAAAGAAUUGGAAAAACGGUUACAAACCAUCAGAUCGCGAUUGCGAAAAUUGGAUGAGUUAGAUGAUGAUGUGUUGAGCGAGAACGAAGAGGCUGAAUUUACCUAUAUGACUGAUGUUAUUAAACAUAUCAUUAACAAUGGCACUGAUAAUAAAUGCAUCUCAGAUGAAUCGAUAGUUGAAGAUGAAGAAUUAAAAAAAUUUAUUGAGGGGAUUUACAAUAUUAGCAAUUAUUUUUAUUACACGGCUUAUGCAAAUCGAAAUCAGAGUAUUCCAAGAGAAAACUUGAGCGAUAGUGAUUAUAUGCUAGUAGACGAUCUACAAAAAUUGACAGAUGAUUAUGUAAUAAAUAAUAAUUUAUCUUUCACACCUACACCGAUUUGGCGGCCUUUUAUUGAAUCUAUUUUCGAGGGAAUCGUUAAGUUGGAUCUUGAUAACAAGGAUAAGGUUCUCAUUGGUAAUCUGGGGUAUUUGAAAGAUGUUGCAUUACUACUAGCUUAUUUCGAGGAAGAAGCCCUAGAAAGCUAUAUUUGGUGGACGGUUGUGGAUAUUGUGGUGCCUCAGGCUUCAGAAAUACUCAGGGAUAUUUGGAAGAAGUACGUUAGCAAGGUAACAGACGUGGAAGUUAUAGAUGAAUCACAAGCAUUAAAAUGUGGAUUAGUUGUCAAUCAAUUAAUGGGAAUGGCUGUAUCGUGGCUGUUCGUAGAUCCAACAUUUCACGAAAAUAAAGCUAACAAAGUACAGGAAAUGCUAGAGGAUAUAAGAGAGGCAUUCGGCUCACUUGUCAGUAAAACAGAUUGGAUGGAUCAAUCGACGAAAACAGCAACAAUCAAAAAGAGCCAAAAAAUGGAGUACGUAAUUGGAUUUCCCACAUGGCUCUUUAACGAGAAGAAGCUUGAUGAAUAUUAUAAAGGCAUAGACCUAUCGGAAACAAGAUAUCUGGCGAAUAUAGUACAAAUCGUUCAAGUGAAAUUGAACAAUAGGUGGGCAAGCCUGCGCGAAAAUAUAUUCAAUGAGUCAUAUUGGGCAACUGAUCCUACUGAUGUAAACGCAUUUCACACUUUUGAACUUAAUCAUAUAACCAUACCUGCUGGAAUUCUUCAAUUCCCAUUUUAUGACUUGGGUCUUGAGGCUUUAAAUUAUGGCGCCAUUGGCGCAGUAAUUGGACAUGAAUUAACUCACGGAUUCGACAAUAGAGGUCGGCUUUACGACGGCGACGGAAAUCUCCGGCAAUGGUGGACUAAAGAAACCAUCUCAAAGUACUUGGACAGAUCUCAGUGCUUCAUACAUCACUAUAAUACUUAUUACGAAGUGGAGGUAAGUCUAGUUGAUGAGUACAUCGAUGGCGAAUUGACCUUGGGAGAAAAUAUCGCCGAUAAUGGUGGCCUUCGCGAAGCUGUCGUCGCUUAUAAGAAGUGGAAGGCUCGGCAUGGUUAUGAGCCUUUACUUCCGGGAUUAAUGCAGUUUACACACGAACAGUUAUUUUUUCUUUCUUUUGCGCACUUGUGGUGCGAAUCUUAUACUGCUAUAUCACUAAGAUGGAUGAUGAGAGAUCCUCAUUGUCCCAGUCAUGUGAGACUGCAAGCUGUGCUGAGAAAUUCCAAAGAAUUUAGCACUGCGUGGAAUUGUCCAGCAGGUUCGAACAUGAAUCCAUCGAAAAAGUGUCGUUUGUGGUAAAACUUGCGUCUUCGACAAAGACAAUGUUUAUUAUUUAAUAUCGUUGAUUAAUCAAAUGUUUAUCAUUUAUGAGACCAGCAAGCU